Morone saxatilis (striped sea-bass) is the source of this 3146-nucleotide messenger RNA. It is a transcript of the gene rab12, whose product is annotated as RAB12, member RAS oncogene family. Gene Ontology annotation, biological process: protein localization to plasma membrane; protein secretion; regulation of exocytosis. The record is from RefSeq and is a predicted model, not a curated record. Bases 210 to 956 code for a protein of 248 amino acids. Gene Ontology annotation, molecular function: GTPase activity; GTP binding. Lineage: Eukaryota; Metazoa; Chordata; Actinopteri; Moronidae. The transcript has 6 exons. Gene Ontology annotation, cellular component: synaptic vesicle; trans-Golgi network transport vesicle; plasma membrane.
CGGUGACGUCACUCCGGUCUCUAAUGGCUGAACAACAACAACCGUCGGCGGGUGACAAAGUUUCCCAAACUCCCGCAGAGGCUGAAGAAAGUUGGAAAUAGCGAAGAGUUUUUUUUUUUGGUUGUGUCGCAGUUUUCGCGCGUUUCUCUGUUGACUGUCUCUCUCUCUUUCUUUCCUCCUGUCUUGUGGUUACAAAUGUGGGAUUAUUGAUGGAUCACAGAUAUGACAUACCGCGGAGGGCCGCCGCCGGUGGUGGUGGUGGUGGUGGCGGCGGGGGCUCCGCGAACUCGUCCCCGGCUCUCGGGGCUCAGUCGCGCCGCAGGAAGAUGCCUCCGAGACCCGCUGAUUUUAAACUCCAGAUCAUCAUCAUCGGCUCCCGCGGUGUCGGUAAAACCAGCCUCAUGGAGAGAUUCACCGACGACACUUUCUGCGAAGCCUGCAAGUCGACCGUCGGAGUUGACUUCAAAAUCAAGACAGUGGAGCUGAGAGGGAAGAAGAUCAGACUACAGAUCUGGGACACGGCCGGCCAGGAGAGGUUCAACAGCAUCACAUCAGCCUACUACAGAAGUGCCAAGGGAAUAGUGCUAGUGUACGAUAUCACAAAGCAGGAGACCUUCGACGACCUGCCCAAAUGGAUGAAAAUGAUAGACAAGUACGCCUCAGAGGAAGCAGAGCUCCUUCUGGUCGGGAACAAGCUGGACUGUGAGACUGAUCGUAUCAUCUCCAGACAGCAGGGAGAGAGGUUUGCUUCUCGAAUAAGUGGAAUGCGCUUCUGCGAAGCUAGUGCAAAGGACAACUUUAAUGUCGACGAGAUCUUCCUGAAGCUUGUGGAUGACAUCCUUAGCAAGAUGCCUCUGGAAGUUCCCAACAGGGAGCUUUCCAACAGUGUCCUGUCUCUGCAGCCUGAACCGGAAGUGCCUCCGGAGUUGCCGCCUCCCCGCAUGCGCUGUUGCUGAGAGUCCGAGUACCCCCCCCCAUCCUUUACACACACACACACACUCAGCUCACACAUGCAGAGUACCAAUCUGGCCACCAAGGGGCAGCAAACAGCAGCAGUUUGGAUUUAUUGACUGCUGAUGUAAAGAUGCAUGGACUCUCUUAACAACUAGUAUUAUUAUUAUUUCUUCUCCCGUUUUCUAACUGUACACUAUGACACGUACUACACUAACACUUAGGCCUGGUGAAUCACCCACUUCCUACCAACACUUCUGUCUACACUUGACCCCAGACUACCUCAUUCCCCCUGAAACGUUUAGGCUAGCUGUGCCCCGCAGGUGCCUUCGAGGUAGAGAGCCCUCUGGUAGCAGUUGCACAUUUACAAGGAGGAGGAUUAUUGAGGGCCUUACAGCUUGUUCUCUUUAAAAAAAAAUAGUCCUUACACAUACUGUACAUUAAGUUUGACAUUGUCUGAGUUGCCCCGAUGGUCUGGUAUCUCUGCAUUAUCUAGCUUACAGAAAAAGGGAUAAUAAUCUCACAUCUCUUCGGCUUAGUUUAAAUUCUGGGUCUAGGUACAGUAGUUUUAUACUCUUAUUAAUAGAUAUUAUUACCAAGUUGACUUGAGGUAAACACAAAAGCACAUGAUGUAAAUACGGUGUGUUGCUGUAAUGACUGGACAAGGUGCAAGAAUUUCUUGUAGCCAGCAGUAGGCGGGGUUGUGUGGUGGUGAUCAUAUCAGUUUGUAUUCCUUUGCCUUAAGGUAUUAAAGCGGCUGGAGCGGCUCAAUUUCACAUUUGUAUAAAUCGUAAUGUUUUGCACUACAAUCCAUCUUUACCUAGUUAAGCUGACAUGUAGAAGAAAAAAAGAGAAAGCACAUGACUCGUAGUUUAGCGCUAGUGAAGAUCAGUGUUGCCUCGGUUAGCGGCCGCUCUCAACUCUUCCAUGCCCCGUUGAAGAGUGAGUGGGAUUGGUGUUUUCACAGGGGGCAUUCUCUGUGUGUGUGUGUGUUGCUGGCUUUUUUAGAGGAAACAUUAAGUAGUUAGUACACACACACUCGCAUAUAGUUUUGGCCUUUUGGUUUUGUUACUAAUCUUGCAAAGUUGUUUUUAUUUUUUGUGUUUUUUUUCCUCUGAAUUCAGAAACAGCUGAGAAAAGAAUGUGUCUCCUCUUUUUAUGGGGGGGAAAAGUGCAGGAAGGUUUGUUAUGUUUUUGAAUGACUCAGGAAACUUUGAUUCAGCUCAUAUCUGCUCAUGUUGACAGGCUUUUUUACUGUAGACUUGAUUUGAGUUACAUAGCAAAUAAAUAACAUCUUUAUAAAGAUACUACUUUUUAGAGGAGGUCAGCUGUUUUGAGUUUAUGAUUUGGGGCAGUUUGUUACAGACCAGUGUGGAGACAUCCCAUCACUUGCACAUUUAAAAACAAACUAGGCUAUGCAUGUUAAGCCCUCCGGUGUUCAUAGACAUUAAUAAUCAUUUAAUUCUUCCGUCUUUUUUUGUUUUUUGUUAAAUGAAUGCAAUAUUAGCAAUGUAGCACUGUGAGUGUUUCUGUUAUUGUUUUUACAUGUUGAAGUAAAAGCCCGAGUCUUGAGGAUGAGGAUGAGGAAGGACGAACCCAUUCAAAGGACCUGAUUUAAAAAAAACUGACUGUUUUUGGUUAAAAUUGGUUCAUUUUACUUUCUGUUGAAGUUUUAUGUUGAUGUCAAGCUUUUGUGGACUUGAACUGGCACAUUAUGUAUUCUAACAAAUGAAUAGUUUUCAUACCACAAUAAAGAUGUUGAAAAUGUGAGACCUUCACUGACAUCCUAGCACAUCAAUAAGAUCAUCAGCCAGCAAACGACCUGCGCACACAAAUUAUCUGCAACUUUAUCUCUCUCUUGUGUUUUAAAAUUGAAAAAAAAACAUCUUUUGAUGUUGUUUUGGAAUCAAACCAUUCAUUUGUCCCUCUGACUUUUAGCAUUUGGCACUAACCCCGUGGUCUCUGUUUUAAUAACCAAGCCUUAUUACUACUCAGUGUUUUAAAUAUACAUUUUAAACAAUGCUUUUAUUUUGAAAUGUGUAUCCUUUAAAAGAUGGAAGACUGUACUUUGUAUUAAAACCUGUUAUAAGUCUUUGAAAAGUUUUCGGCAUGUUUAAAGCGGAUUUGUGGUAUUUAUAACUUGUGGCAUUCUUGAACUAAUGAAAUGCAAUUAAAGAUAUCUAUAUUUAUUACCA